This is a messenger RNA of Paraphaeosphaeria sporulosa, 396 nucleotides long. RefSeq lists its product as uncharacterized. Lineage: Eukaryota; Fungi; Ascomycota; Dothideomycetes; Pleosporales; Didymosphaeriaceae. The record is from RefSeq and is a predicted model, not a curated record. The transcript has 2 exons. Bases 1 to 396 code for a protein of 131 amino acids.
AUGAUCUCAAAGUCGAUUCUCACUCUCAUGGCUACGGCCGCAUUGCUCGAAACUGGCCUUGCCGUGCCCCUUGUCUCCGAGAAUAUCGGCCUCGACCUUGUCACUCGCCAAACAGAAUCACCAGCAGUCUAUUUCAAAACAUUUUCUGAUUCGCCGCACUGUGCGGGCAAUGCUCGAAUGUGGAGUUACGACGACGGUUCUUACGACGAUGGUGGGUGCCACAGCCUGUCUGCAUACAGCAUGGAGGUUACGUGGUUUGCCAAUACCUGUCGUGACAACCUAGCAUUCAUAUACAGAGGUUCUACCUGCGAACAUGAACCUACGGAGAUCCAGGUUCAGACUGGAACGUGCUACGACACGUCCCUGUACCAUAAAUUCAAGGUAUUCUGCCAUUAG